CGCUUUGGGAGUAGACGCAUUGCGGAAUUUUGUUACUGUUUCAAAAAAGGCAACUGAAUUAAGUGACUUUAGGUAAAAACUGCCUCUAUUCCCCUCGAAAACGCUUCGCGUAAGAAAAAGGAUAAAUACCGCUGUUUGUUGUUUUUUUUUUGUUACACUCAUACCCAUAAUCCUCUUCGGUCGCAGAAUCUGAAUCAGCAUUCUAGCCAGCGGUUUUUCCCUAUAACAGUUACACGAUUCAAGAUGGCGGAGAAUCCACUAGAUGCUACUGAAGACGUUGCUCUCAAUUUUGGAGACGAAGAGGAAGCGCUAAGCAGGCGAAAGUUCAGACAUCCAUAUGUUUCCUUCUUCCAUUUGUUUUUCCGGAUAUCAUCCGUCAUCGCCUAUCUUCUCUGUGGCUGGUUCAGUGACAGUUUCAUCACAAAUUUUGUCGUUAUUGUUCUUCUGCUGUCAUGUGAUUUCUGGACAGUAAAAAAUGUCAGUGGACGUCUAUUGGUGGGGUUACGCUGGUGGAAUUAUGUUGAUGAAGAUGGCAAUAGCCACUGGGUUUUUGAGUCUAAAAAGAAUAAUAACUCAGUUACAACAGCAGAGUCGCGGUUGUUCUGGCUUGGCCUUAUCAUCUGUCCAAUCCUUUGGCUUUUUUUUCUGGUGGCUGCACUUUUUUCUCUCAAAUUCAAAUGGCUGCUUGUUGUGUUUGUUGGACUGGGACUCAAUUUUGCAAACAUGUUGGGCUAUGUCAAAUGUAAAAAAGAUGCUGGCAAAAAACUCAAAAGCUUUGCUGGAAAUUUCCUUGGCAGACAAAUACUAAACCAGCAGGUGAACACUUACUCUGGUCUUCACUCUGAAUUCUACGUACGAUCUACUGGUAACCUCUCUAAUCUACCUUGGGAACAGGGGAGAAUAAGUAAAAUACCAAUACAAGCAUAAGAGGGUGUUCAAUUCAGCCAGCCUCCAAGACAUGUAGACAGUAUGGUGAUGUACAGUGAGUUAAUGGUGCACUAGCUACGUAGCUCAGUGUUGUCCUCGUAUGGCUGAUAAAGACUGUAUGGUGAUGUAGAGUUCUUGGCGGACUACCUACAGACUGCUGAAGCUUGAUCUUACAAACACUAGACAUUCAUAACACGGAAUUAUUCGUCAGUUGUGAGAAGCAUUACUCAGCAUAAAUAGGGAGGUCCUUAAAAGUAGU
Molecule: messenger RNA, 1186 nt
Organism: Nematostella vectensis (starlet sea anemone)
Lineage: Eukaryota; Metazoa; Cnidaria; Anthozoa; Actiniaria; Edwardsiidae
Product: Golgi apparatus membrane protein TVP23 homolog B
Exons: 7
Coding region: 244-927 (227 amino acids)
Biological process (GO): vesicle-mediated transport; protein secretion
Cellular component (GO): Golgi membrane
Source: RefSeq, a predicted model, not a curated record